Messenger RNA from Tupaia belangeri chinensis (Chinese tree shrew), 6515 nucleotides. Its product is annotated as calcineurin-binding protein cabin-1. Gene Ontology annotation, biological process: chromatin organization. Bases 417 to 6515 code for a protein of 2032 amino acids. Gene Ontology annotation, molecular function: nucleosome binding; protein binding. The record is from RefSeq and is a predicted model, not a curated record. NCBI's taxonomy places the organism in Eukaryota, Metazoa, Chordata, Mammalia, Scandentia, Tupaiidae. The transcript is spliced from 46 exons. Gene Ontology annotation, cellular component: nucleus.
UGUCUGUUUGGGGGCAUCCCCGGUGUGGGGGCCCGGCUUGGCUGAGUCCCGGGCGCGGGCCGGAGGGGCUGCCAGCUCGAGGCAGUCACGUGAGGGCGCUGCAGGCUUCUCGGGGAGCCCCAGAGCCCCAAUCGGGGAGACCGAGGCCGGGCCUCCAGCCUGUCCCGCGGGCCUCUUCGCGGCUCUCUCGGUGCCCCUGGGGAGCCUUCAUGGGUUCGGGCCUCCGGCGUGGUUCAGAGCGACCGCAGCAGGAACCCCAUUGAUUCAGUUUACGGGGUGCAGAGCCUGACUCCAGCCCUGUCUACACGUCCUUCCCCUCACCUUCACAGCAGCCAUGCGAGGUGACUUGUGGCCUGGCGCAGCCUCUGCCAGUGAUGGGAAGUGAUGCUCCGCGGCAGCGCUGAGUCUCUCUAAAUAUGAUUCGAAUUGCAGCCUUAAAUGCCAGUUCCACCGUUGAAGAUGAUCAUGAAGGAAGCUUUAAAAGUCACAAAACUCAGACGAAGGAGGCCCAGGAAGCAGAGGCUUUCGCCUUAUACCACAAGGCCCUGGAUCUGCAGAAACACGACCGGUUCGAGGAGUCUGCCAAAGCCUACCACGAGCUCCUGGAGGCACGCCUGCUGAGGGAGGUGGUUUCAUCAGGGGAUGAGAAAGAGGGAUUGAAACACCCGGGACUGAUACUGAAAUAUUCCACGUAUAAGAACCUGGCCCAGCUGGCAGCUCAGAGAGAAGAUCUGGAGACGGCCAUGGAGUUCUACUUGGAGGCAGUGAUGCUGGACUCCACGGAUGUCAACCUCUGGUAUAAAAUUGGACACGUGGCCUUGAGGCUCAUCCGGGUCCCCCUGGCUCGCCAUGCUUUUGAGGAAGGGCUGCGGUGCAAUCCUGACCACUGGCCCUGCCUGGACAACCUCAUCACCGUCCUGUACACCCUCAGUGAUUACACAACAUGUCUGUACUUCAUCUGCAAAGCCUUGGAGAAGGACUGCCGGUACAGCAAGGGGCUGGUUCUCAAGGAGAAGAUCUUUGAGGAGCAGCCUUGUCUCCGUAAGGACUCUCUCCGAAUGUUCCUCAAGUGUGACAUGUCCAUCCACGAUGUGUCAGUGAGUGCCGCAGAGACACAGGCCAUCGUGGACGAGGCCCUGGGGCUGCGGAAGAAGAGGCAGGCCCUGACCACGCGGGAGAAGGAGCCCGACCUGAAGCUGGUGCAGCCCAUCCCCUUCUUCACGUGGAAGUGCCUUGGAGAGAGCUUGCUGGCCAUGUACAACCACCUGACCACCUGCGAGCCCCCACGGCCCAGCCUCGGCAAGAGGAUCGACCUGUCCGACUACCAGGACCCCAGCCCACCUCUCGUGUCCUCCAUGGUGACGCCUGUCAGUGUGAUCCAGCCCAGCCCUGUCAGCGCCAACCCAGCCGUGACCGUGGCUGAGCCCGUGGUCUCUUACGCCUCCGUGCCCACCACCAGUUUCCCGCUGCACACUCCCAGCCUGUUGGAGACUGGCACUGCAGUGGGCGACGUGUCUGGGGGUGAUAAAUCCAAGAAAGGAGUGAAGCGGAAGAAGAUCUCGGAAGAGAGUGGGGAGACAGCAAAGCGGCGGUCUGCGCGUGUCCGGAACACCAAGUGCAAAAAGGAGGAGAAAGUAGACUUCCAGGAGCUUCUGGUGAAGUUCUUGCCGUCCCGGCUGAGAAAGCUGGACCCCGAGGAGGAAGAUGACCCCUUCAAUAACUACGAAGUCCAGUCCGAGGCCAAACUGGAAAGCUUCCCGAGCAUCGGGCCCCACAGGCUGUCGUUUGACUCGGCCACAUUCAUGGAAUCGGAGAAGCAGGACGUGCACGAGUUCCUGCUGGAGAACCUGACCAACGGGGGCAUCCUGGAGCUGAUGAUGCGCUACCUGAAGGGCAUGGGCCACAAGUUCCUGCUGCGCUGGCCGCCGGGGCUGGCGGAGGUCGUGCUCAGCGUCUACCACAGCUGGAGGAGGCACAGCACCAGCCUGCCCAACCCGCUGCUGAGGGACUGCAGCAACCAGCACAUCAAGGACAUGAUGCUGAUGUCCCUGUCCUGCAUGGAGCUGCAGCUGGACCAGUGGCUGCUGACCAGAGGCAGAGGCUCUGCAGUGUCUCCUCGGAACUGCCCCACUGGUGUGGUGAAUGGCAGGUUUGGGCCCGACUUCCCGGGAACCCACUGCCUGGGUGACCUCCUGCAGCUGUCCUUCGCCUCGUCUCAGCGCGACUUGUUUGAGGAUGGCUGGCUGGAGUUCGUGGUCCGUGUUUACUGGCUGAAGGCCCGCUUCCUGGCAUUGCAGGGGGACAUGGAGCAGGCCCUGGAGAACUACGACGUCUGCACCGAGGUGCUCCAGAGCUCCCCUGCCACGCAGGGCGAGGCCGGCACCGAGCCCAGGGGCAUUGUCAUCUGCCUGCCCAACCUCCACAACGACUCCGUCGUCUCCCUGGAGGAGAUCGAUAAGAACCUGAAGUCGCUGGAGCGGUGCCAGUCCCUGGAGGAGAUUCAGCGGCUGUACGAGGCCGGCGACUACAAGGCAGUGGUGCAUCUGCUCCGCCCCACCUUGUGCACCAGUGGGUUCGACCGGGCCAAGCACCUGGAGUUCAUGACGUCCAUCCCCGAGAGGCCAGCCCAGCUGCUGCUGCUGCAGGACUCCUUGCUCCGGCUGAAGGACCAUCACCAGUGUUUCGAGUGCUCCGAAGUGGCUCUGAACGAGGCCGUCCAGCAGAUGGUGAACUCGAGCGAGGCUGCAGCCAAGGAGGAGUGGGUGGCCACGGUGACCCAGCUGCUGCUGGGCAUCGAGCAGGCGCUGUCUGCUGACAGCAGUGGCACCAUCCUGAAGGACUCGUCCUCCUCCACCGGCCUGGUCCGCCUCACCAACAACCUCAUCCAGGUCAUCGAUUGCAGCAUGGCUGUGCAGGAGGAGCCCAAGGAACCCCACGUCUCCUCGGUGCUGCCCUGGAUCACCCUGCACCGCAUCAUCUGGCAGGAGGAGGACACCUUCCGCUCCCUCUGCCAUCAGCAGCAGCUCCAGAACCCAGUGGAGGACGGGAUGUCGGAGACGCCCAUGCUCCCAUCCUCCCUCAUGCUGCUCAACACGGCCCACGAGUACCUGGGCAGGAGGUCCUGGUGCUGCAAUUCCGACGGGGCUCUGCUGCGAUUCUACGUGCGGGUUCUACAGAAGGAGCUCGCCGCGUCUACCUCGGAAGACACACACCCCUACAAGGAGGAGCUGGAGACGGCCCUGGAGCAGUGCUUCUACUGCCUCUACAGCUUCCCCAGCAAGAAGAGCAAGGCUCGGUACCUGGAGGAGCACUCGGCCCAGCAGGUGGAUCUUGUGUGGGAAGAUGCCCUGUUCAUGUUUGAGUAUUUUAAGCCCAAGACCCUUCCUGAAUUUGACAGCUACAAGACCAGCACAGUGUCUGCCGACUUGGCCAACCUCCUGAAGAGGAUCGCCACCAUCGUGCCACGCACAGAGAGGCCGUCACUGAGCCUGGACAGAGUCUCUGCCUACAUCGAGGGGACCACAGCCGAGGUGCCCUGCCUCCCAGAGGGGGCAGACCCCGCCCCUCCGGUGGUGAAUGAACUCUACUACCUCCUGGCCGAUUACCACUUCAAGAACAAGGAGCAGUCCAAGGCCAUCAAGUUCUACAUGCACGACAUCUGCAUCUGCCCCAACAGGUUCGAUUCCUGGGCAGGCAUGGCCCUGGCCCGGGCCAGCCGCAUUCAGGACAAGCUCAACUCCAACGAGCUGAAGAGCGACGGGCCCAUCUGGAAGCAUGCCACGCCCGUCCUGAACUGCUUCCGGCGGGCCCUGGAGAUUGACAGCUCCAACCUGUCCCUGUGGAUCGAGUACGGCACCAUGUCCUACGCCCUGCACUCGUUCGCCUCCCGCCAGCUGAAGCAAUGGCGGGCAGAGCUGCCACCCGAGCUCGUGCAGCAGAUGGAGAGCCGGCGCGACAGCAUGCUGGAGACAGCCAGGCACUGUUUCACGUCGGCGGCCGGCUGCGAGGGAGACGGCGACGAGGAGGAGUGGCUCAUCCACUACAUGCUGGGCAAGGCCGGCCACUACCUGCACGAGGAGGCGGCCCGCUACCCCAAGAAGAUCCACUACCACAACCCCCCCGAGCUGGCCAUGGAGGCCCUGGAGGUGACCCCGUCUGAGCCUGGCCUCGAUGGCGACAGUGCAGUGCAGCAUGCCCCGGGCCCCGAGGCGCUCACCUGCAGCCUGGCAGGAGGGGCAGGCGCCGACGUGCUGGGGCGCAAUGGGGCCGGCCGCCCCCACUCCUGCCGUGACACAGGCAGUGUGCGUCCCCGCGCUUGUGUCAGUGCGCCCCUCCUGCGCGUUUCCCGGGGCCGAGGUCUGAAGGUGGACUUGCCUGGGCCACGUGUUUUGGAGCAACUCCACUUGAUGGAUGAGAAGCCCGAGGCCCAGACAGUUGGUGUGAAUUGCACCAUCACUGUGUACUUCCGGCUCCACGCAUCCAUCCUCAAGCUCCUGGGGAAGCCCGAUUCUGGGGUCGGUGCAGAGGUCCUGGUCAACUUUAUGAAGGAGGCGGCAGAAGGACCCUUUGCCAGGGGCGAGGAGAAGAACACCCCCAAAGCUUCAGAAAAGGAGAAGGCCUGCCUGGUGGAUGAGGACUCCCACUCUUCAGCUGGGACACUGCCGGGCCCCGGAGCCUCCCUCCCCUCCUCCUCUGGCCCAGGUCUGACAUCCCCACCUUACACAGCCACUCCGAUUGACCACGAUUACGUCAAAUGUAAAAAACCCCACCAGCAGGCGACGCCGGACGGCUUUGUCUUUCUGCUUGCACCUGUCACGGCUCGCUUCAGGGACAGCACGGACCGCAUGCUCGGCCCUCAGUCCGGCCGCUGCUUCCCCUGCGACCAGGAGCGUCUCGUGUCCGCUGGCUGCACAGGCGGGGGCUGCCAGUGGGCCCUGACGGACAGGCCCGGCCUGCUCUCCGCCCUGUGGGCUCCCUUUCCCAGCCAGGGCAGCUGUAGCUGGUUCGUGGCAUUUAUUGUCUACUGUGUGCCCGGCAUGGCACGGGGGAAAGACAAGACCAGCUCGGCACCAGCUCUGCCCCCGCAGCCCCUCAGCACUGACCUGCAGGCCCUGCCCAAGCCCUUCCUGCCGAUUAACCUGCUUAAUCCUCAUAACGGCUCUGUGAAGUGGGCACUUGUGCUGCCACAGCCUUCCAUACGAGGAAGCGGAAGGAAAUGCCGGAGGCUGGACCGCAGCCAGGACAGCACAGCCGUGGCCCUCUCGGACUCCAGCUCAACGCAGGACUUCUUUAACGAGCCCACCAGCUCACUGGAAGGCUCACGUAAGCCUUACACAGAGAAGAGGCCGCCCGUUCUCAGUUCCCAAGGAGGACCCAGCGGCAAAGACCUGCAGGGGGCCACCGAGGAAAGAGUGGGCAGCAGCUGCAUUCACCAGUCUUCAGGGCUCAAGCACCUUGCAGCCUCCCUGCAGAGGGCCAGGGCCGUGGUGCCCAGCCCAGUGCUGACUCUGUACCUGCACGGGCGCUGGCCUUGGGUGGAGGCCCGAGUGUGCGUUUCUCUUGCCGCCUGUGUGGAGAAUAUGGAGGCUCUGGGCCUGCAGCUCAUGCUGUCGCUGAGCCACGUUUCGUACACGCUAGAAACCCGACUCGCUUUGGAGGACGGCAGUGGCAUCCCCUGUAAGAUUAUGGGUGGCACCCCUGUUGGAAAACCCGAGGAGUCCUUGGAGAGUACAGAAGGCUUCCGGGCUGCAGAGCAAGGUGGCCAGAAGCCCUUGGCGGAGCCCCCUGCGUCCACCUGCAUGCCUGCCAAGCCCCUGGCCUCUGCACCUGGCCUGUGGGAAGGGAAGAAGAGAGGGGACCCCCCUGGGGAGCCAGCAGCCUUCCCCCAGGGGCUGCCGGCCGGUGCCGAGGAGCAGCGGCAAUUCCUCACGGAGCAGUGCAUCGCCUCCUUCCGCCUGUGCCUGAGCCGCUUCCCCCAGCACUACAAGAGCCUCUACCGCCUGGCCUUCCUCUACACCCACAGCAAGACCCACCGGGCUGCAUCUUGCAGAGGCCUCCUCGCCAUCACCCUGCCCCGGGCCCGCCUCGCGGUGACUGGCACGCUCGUGUACCUUGGCUUGUUCCCUCGGAGCGAGGAGGCGGAGCAGCCUGCAGGGAGCAGGUCUCCCCCGGGGCCUGAGCUCAGGCUCUGCCUCAAGAGCAGCAGAGCCUCCUGCAAGAGCCCUCCGUGGGAGGGACAGUCGCAGCUGUCGUCCAGUCCUCCACCACCUGGGGUGUCCCCUUUAGAAGCUCCCCCGCAGUCCCGUAACCCUCUCCAGCUGGACGCAGUGUUUCUGAAAAGCAGUGCUGGCUUUGAUUCUGAGAGACCCUUUCUGCAGCAGACGCUGCCUCCACUGCCUACCACAGCCUUGCUCCUGGGUGCCAGUGGCCUGGAGCCAAUUGGGGCAUCCGACGGCCAUGUCUUCAGAAGAGGCUGGCAGGCAGAGUCUGCCCGGGACCGCAGGGAUGACUCCUGA